Hyaena hyaena (striped hyena) is the source of this 1787-nucleotide messenger RNA. RefSeq names its product RNA binding motif protein 43 (gene RBM43). NCBI's taxonomy places the organism in Eukaryota, Metazoa, Chordata, Mammalia, Carnivora, Hyaenidae. The transcript is spliced from 3 exons. The coding region runs from base 38 to 1048 and encodes 336 amino acids. The record is from RefSeq and is a predicted model, not a curated record.
AGUUUUGAAAGGCAAGGACCCCAAGACUUCUGAAAAAAUGGCUGAGGUUGCCAGUCAUCCCGUUGGCCUUUUUAAUGAUCAAUCACUGACCACAGUAGUGAAGACUCACUUGCAAGAUAUUAAGAAUAAAGACGGAGCUGUUGAAAAUGUGAUGUAUCCAACAAGAACCAGGGACGGGGGAGUUGCAAAUGUGACAUUCAAAGAAGAAAAAGGUGCAGAGAAUAUCAACAGAGAACAGAAACACUGUCAGGCAGAAAAGGUUGGAUCUGCUCAAUUCACAGUCUCUGAUAGUGACAAGGUCUUCAGCUCUGUAAAAGCUAUCCUCGAUCUUUCUGUUUUUUGGAGUCCAGUCAUUCUAGAAAGCCUGGUAAUGGACCUGAAAAGAAAAAUCCCAACUUUAUCCUUCAGUCCUUUGGAACCCAAUGGAAGAAUCUCUGUUCAAGGGUCAUUUCUAGAUAUCCAGAAGCUCAAAGAAUCUUUGCUAUUAAAAGCAAGUUCUCUUGUAGAAAAAAAUGAGAAUUUUAUCAGUGAGGAGAAGUGGAACAGUGAGGCCCCCAAAAGUCAUCUCCAGAGAAGUAGUAACUCCUCGGAGUUGCCUGGGGCCUCAGCACCUGAGACCGAUAGGAGAGGAGAAACGCUAGUUCUCGAUACAAAUAUAUUCCUUUAUCUGAAAAAGAGCAGAUUUUAUGAAAGCACAUUGAAAAAAUGUCAUGUUUUCUGUCAGGAGAGAGUGGAUGGUGAAAUUACCACAAUCUGUAUAAAAAAUGCUCAAGAAUGUUCUCACCCAAACAACGAGAAGCUUGUAAAAGGACUUAUUGAAGAAUAUUCACUUGCUCUUCACUUUGAGCUUAGAAAGGAGACACUUCUUUUGAAAGGAAAGGAGGAUAGAGAUAAAAGAAGUAUUAAGUCGGCAUGCGAACAAGUAAGUUUGAGGUACCCUGAGGUUCUGAUUAAUUUUUACGAGACACACGUUGAUAUUAUAGGAUCUUCUGCUGACACAUACUUAUUUAAAAAAGAGGUCUUGCAAUUAAUAAGAUUAAAAAGUUAGGUAAUAAAAUCUCAGCAAUAAUAAUGAUAGUGGCAGUCUCCCUUACUGAACAGUGGCAAUGCUGUGUAUGACACUAGCUUUAUACACAUUGUCAUUUAAUCCUUGCAACUAUCCUUCACUGCAGGCAUUGCUAUCCUCAUGUUCUAGGGGGAGAACUUAGGAUUUGGAGAGGUUAAAACAUUUGUCUAGAGUUAUCCAGCAGGCAAAGAAUGGGGUUAAACUUGGCCUGUCUGACUACAAAGAUAAUGUCUAAGUCUUAAGACUUCAAAAAAAAAAAUCUCAUUAAAUUUUGAAGAAAUCUCACAUUUCCUGCAACCCCGAAUUCUUAGAAAUAGAAGUAGUCUUAAUUCUAACAGAGAAGUUUGGAUGAUUAUUAUGCCAUUGGCCAUUUCUUAGCAUUUACAAAGUUCGUGUUCACUCCAAACAGAACGCUGGUAAAACUCACUCGAGAGACUACUUAGAUGGAAAGUAUUUCUGAAGCAGGUAAUCAUUACUUGACUAAAUCCCAUUGGUACAGGUUACUGGACAUAUGGGACAUUUUUAUUGUUGCCUAUUUAGCCCAAGUGCAUACAUAAAAUGUUGGUCCUGUUAGAAUUAUGAAGAAUUACAAAGUAUAGUGUCUUCUUUCUCUGUUACCUCCUUUAUUUUAUAAUUGUAUUGCUCGAGCGAUAACAUUUGAGUAAUAAAAUAAUGGGUGUUUCCUUAAAGAUGACAGAAGGGCACCCAGAUUUGUAAAUCA